Molecule: messenger RNA, 2375 nt
Organism: Helianthus annuus (common sunflower)
Lineage: Eukaryota; Viridiplantae; Streptophyta; Magnoliopsida; Asterales; Asteraceae
Product: ETHYLENE INSENSITIVE 3-like 3 protein
Exons: 3
Coding region: 376-2055 (559 amino acids)
Cellular component (GO): nucleus
Molecular function (GO): DNA-binding transcription factor activity; DNA binding
Source: RefSeq, a predicted model, not a curated record
UUAAAACAAUAACUUUCCAUUAUCUUUUUGACCUCAAAUCUGUCUGCCAAUGGAUAGUGGCCCAGAUACGUUGUACACAAUACACCUAUAAAAUCACAAAUUUAUUAAUUAUUAAUUUAUUUCUUCCCUCUUUUCCUCCACCAUAUUUUCUAGGGUUUCAAGAAUCCGUUCUUUUAUGUUACUAUCUUCAAGAUUUUGGAGCUGAUUGACACCAGAAUUACGAGAUUGGAGGUUUAAUCAGUUUGAUUCGUUAGGUUUAACUGUUUCUUGUUUGGAUUAAAGAUUUGGGAAUUUUUGUGCAUGUGAACUGUUUGAUGAAAUUCCUCUGAGAGGCGGGUUUUUGUAAUAUAUUGGGAUUAAUACGUUUGAAGAGUGAUGGAUGAUUAUAUGAUCGAUACGAAUGGAUUGGACAAUGGUUCGGAUAUUGAAGGGGAUGAUAUAAGGUGUGAAAAUAUAGCGGAAAAAGACGUAAGCGAUGAAGAGAUUGACGCCGAAGAGCUGGAAAGACGGAUGUGGAAGGACCGAAUUAAGCUUAAACGGAUCAAAGAGAAGCAAAAGAUUUUAGCACAACAAGCUGCGGAAAAGCAGAAGGCGAAGCAAACGAGUGAUCAAGCGCGUAGGAAAAAGAUGUCUCGGGCUCAAGACGGGAUCUUGAAGUAUAUGUUGAAGCUUAUGGAAGUGUGCAAAGCGCGUGGUUUCGUUUACGGGAUUAUUCCCGAAAAGGGUAAGCCCGUAGGUGGUUCGUCUGAUAAUUUACGGGCUUGGUGGAAAGAAAAAGUUAAGUUCGACAAAAACGGGCCUGCGGCCAUAACUAAGUACGACACCGAUUGCAUAUCUAAAGGACAAGGAAUCGGUUGUCAAAACGGGAACUCGAACGCCAUUCUUCAAGAUUUACAAGACGCUACAUUGGGCUCGCUUUUAUCAGCAUUGAUGCAACACUGCGACCCACCGCAGCGGAAAUUCCCGUUAGAAAAAGGACAACCGCCACCGUGGUGGCCCACUGGCGGUGAAGAUUGGUGGAGUAGAUUAGGGCUUCCAAAAGGGCAAUCUCCACCGUACAAAAAGCCGCAUGAUUUAAAAAAGAUGUGGAAAGUCGGUGUUCUUACUGCGGUUAUAAAACAUAUGUCGCCGGAUAUUGCUAAGAUUAGAAAGCUGGUUCAUCAGUCAAAGUGUUUGCAGGAUAAGAUGACCGCUAAAGAGAGUUCGAUUUGGUUGGGGGUUUUGAGCCGCGAGGAGUCGUUAAUUCUACAAUCUAGUGGCGAUAACGGUGGUUCGGCGAUAACCGAGACACCUUCGGGUGGCUGUCUUGAUAAAAACCGACCUUCAGAUAGUUACGACAGUGAUUAUGAUGUUGACGGUGUUGACGAUGCACAGGCCUCGGUUUCAUCUAAAGAUCGUGAAGCGCCACCACGCGUUAAUGAUAAAAAGCAAACGCGAUCUGGUAACAAGAGAAAACGGGAUACGUUAAAGCCACCUCAGCAACAAAUAACGUCAGAUGAACCACGAGAUUCGGUGCCCGAUAUGAACCAAAUAGGUACAUCGUUAGCUGAUUUCCCGGUUCAAGAAAGCAUACAAGAAGAAGAUCAUACGUUGACAGGUGUCGGACCUCCAUUGGUAGAAACCGGAACCAAUGUUCAGAAUGUUCAGAUCGCCGCUAAUGACAUGUUACUGUAUCCGCCGUAUCAAGAGAACGAAUAUAGACCGAGUGGGGUCCAUUCCGGACGACAAAGUUCCGAAUUACAUCAUAUCGUUCCGUACCGUUUAUAUACUCCAUCAAUCGAAGAACAACAGCAUCCGGUUAACGAGUUCCAGAUUGAAAACCAUAAUGCGAUACAGAGUGAAGGUCUGCACAAUCUUGAAAAAGACGGGUUUCAUAACGGGCAUGAGAGACCCGUUGAUAACCAUUUUGAAUCGUCAAUCAAUAGUUUGUCGCUAGAUUAUGGGGGAUUCAAUAGCCCGUUUGAUCUAGGGAUCAACGCAACGACUUCACUGGAUACGGAUUUUGAUUAUCUGCUUGAUGAUGACCUUGACCUCAUGCAGUACUUCGGAGCUUAAGUUUUUUAGAAUGUUCUUCAAUGGAUAAUUGUAUGAGGAAUAAUACAAAGAUAACAACAAUGGCAUUGUUCAAGCCGAUUUGUCUGACAAGAAUGUAAGGUAAUAGAUCGAUUUCGGUGCUAAAAUAAUGAUGAUCCUGAAUGGUUGGUUUGUAAAAUGAAUGUCUUUCUGGGAAGUUCAGUCGUUUUCUUUUUUGUUACGUUUUAUGAUUCUUUUUUUACGAAAGAAAAAAAUCCUUUAGAAUUUGGUGAUGUUGCCAUGUUUGCCAUCUGUUCUGUCUUUACACGAUUUAAGAAUUCUCGAGCAUGCUAUUUUUGAUA